UACAACAACUCGUAUAGUCGUAUUAAUGAAUGAAUUAAAAGGUUGCUACUUUCGUUGAAGCAAUAAGAUCUAAGAACACAUGGAAACUUCCCAAACCCAGAAAUAAAACGAAACACAACAUCAUCAAAACAAGCAACACUCUUUCUUUCUCUUCUCGAUAUUCCGGCCAACCACCGUAGAUGGCGCCGAAGCACGACAACUGCUGCUCGCGCUGCAUCGGCUUCCUAAUAGCCAUAGGCCUCACUGCGCUCUUCCUCUGGCUGAGUCUCCGCGUGGACGAACCUAAAUGCUACCUCGACUACAUUUACGUUCCUGCCCUCAACAAAACCCUAAAUUCCAGUUCCAAUUCCACUCACAACAAAAACGCCACAAUAGUCUUCGCUCUCAAGCUCGCCAAUGAGAACAAGGACAAGGGCAUCCAAUACGACGACGUUCUCCUCUCCUUCAGAGUCUUCGAGAGCGUGAACACCACGCGCCCCCUCGGCAACGCCACCGUGGAAAGGUUCUACCAGGGCCACAAGAAGAAGGCCACCAAGCGCGGAAACUUCACCGUCGGAGGUGGCGGCGGAAACCUCACGGCGGCGCUGGAUGGGAAAGUGUGGUACCGUGUGGACUAUGCUACUGCGGUGAAGUACAAGAUUAUUUUCUGGUACACGAAACGGCACCGUUUGUGGGGAGGGGCAAAUGUGGAAAUUGGUGAAUUGGGAACGAAGGUGAAUCGUAAAGCCGUUAGACUUGGAGGGAAGAACCCCGUGGUGAUCGAGUCCAGCGCAUCGAAGCUCAGUGGACGCUAUCGUGCGCCUCUUCUUCUCCCUUUUGCUUAUCUCCUGGCUUGUGGGCUUAGUUGACUUGACUUUUAACUUGACCCACUUUUUGGAUCUUUCAUUUUUGUGUGUAUUAUUAUUAUAUUUAAUUAGGUCAUGUUUUUUAUUUAGUUUUUGUAAGUGAUCCUGAAUUUCUGUCCUGAUCGGUUCCGGAGACAUUGAUUUUUUGUAAUUUGUAUUGUGAAUUGUGAUUUGUGACUUUUCUUUUCUUAACUUCAAAUAGGACGGGUAUUUCUUUAAAAUGUUUUAGUACCCAACUUAUUAUGUAUCUACACAUUAUUUAUUGCAUUAAAUUUGAAAUACAAGUUUUUUUAUGGGACAAUUUAAAAUA
Molecule: messenger RNA, 1155 nt
Organism: Glycine soja
Lineage: Eukaryota; Viridiplantae; Streptophyta; Magnoliopsida; Fabales; Fabaceae
Product: protein NDR1-like
Exons: 1
Coding region: 180-848 (222 amino acids)
Biological process (GO): defense response to other organism
Source: RefSeq, a predicted model, not a curated record